Molecule: messenger RNA, 918 nt
Organism: Punctularia strigosozonata HHB-11173 SS5
Lineage: Eukaryota; Fungi; Basidiomycota; Agaricomycetes; Corticiales; Punctulariaceae
Product: P-loop containing nucleoside triphosphate hydrolase protein
Exons: 7
Coding region: 1-918 (305 amino acids)
Cellular component (GO): cytoplasm
Source: RefSeq, a predicted model, not a curated record
AUGGAGGAACCGUGGUCCCCCGUCGCUUCGGUGGCAGCUACUCGCGCAGCUAGUCCCACAGAAUCCGUGAACAGUAUCGCUACCGAGGAUGGCUUGCGCACUCGGGUCAUACUCGUAGGAAUAGGCGGAGCGACGUGUUCCGGGAAGACAACGUUGGCGAAGCAUCUGCGACAUAUUCUUCCAGGUAGCAUGAUUGUGCAUCAGGACGACUUCGCGCCGCCAUCCGAACUGAUCCCGAUGCAUCCCGUUCACAACGUGCAAGAUUGGGAUUCUGCACCCGGUGCCAUCGAUUGGCCGCGGCUCGCGGCCUUUCUGCGAUAUCUGAAGGAACACGGCGGAGAGUUUCCGCCGGGUCAUUACAGCCAUGAUCAUCUCAACGAGCAAAAAGAGUGCCCCAUCCCUGCUGCCCUGGUAGAAGAUUGGACAGGGAUCUUCGAACGCGUAAACGAAGCAAGCCGUGUGCGUGGCGAGAAGAUCGUAUGGAGGAUAGUAGACGGCUUCCUUCUUUACUGGCACAAGGAUGUUGUCGACCAAUUGGAUGUCCGGGUAUUCCUUCGCGUCCCUGGAGACGUUUUGAAGCAGCGACGCCACGAGCGCCACGGAUACCACACCGCAGAAGGGGCGCUGUGGCGUGAUCCUCCUGGGUAUUGGGAGCGAAUUGUAUGGCCCGCCUACGUGGACGCCCACGAAAAGCUGUUCGUCGGCGGUGACGUCGAGCACGGGCUGCCAAAGCUCAGGCAUCGUCGCAUCCCGGACGUAGUCGAAGAAGACGUCUCUAUGGGCGAGGUUGAGGAGCCAGGGCAGGAAGGAGGGGUGGAUGGAUUGGUACUGAUCGAGGGGAUGAAGGUUAAUAUGGAGGAGAUGGUCCGGCACUGUUGCGAAAUCCUGCGCGAGCAGGUGUCGGAAUAUAACUCAUGA